ACUAGAAGCACAAAAUAGUUGCAAAAUAGCCGUCCAGUUCUCACCCCAGAGAGGGAAAAAUCGUUCUCAAACGGCAAUCUUCGCGCCAAAAUUUCGAUCGAAAAGAAGCUCUCAAUAAUUGAAAUUCAAAACCCUAACACUGAAAUCAAGAUCCCGCCUUUCAAACCCUUCAAUCCCUCGCACCUUAUCCUAUUCGCCGUCACUAUAACAUCCGCCCAUCAACUGCUCGAUAAAAUCUCCCAACCAGCCAGAGAGAACGUAAGAUUCAGGAUUUCCAUCUAUCAGAGAUGUACGUGGUGAAGAGGGACGGGCGGCAGGAGUCGGUUCACUUCGACAAGAUCACCGCAAGGCUGAAGAAACUUAGUUAUGGCCUUAGCCAGGAGCACUGCGACCCUGUGCUCGUUGCCCAAAAAGUAUGCGUUGGGGUCUACAAGGGAGUCACCACCACACAGCUUGACGAGCUUGCAGCCGAGACAGCUGCAGCCAUGACGGCUAAUCAUCCUGACUAUGCCUCGCUUGCUGCUAGGAUCGCGGUCUCUAAUCUGCACAAGAAUACAAAGAAAUCGUUUUCUGAGACGAUAAAGGAUAUGUACAACCAUUUCAAUGAGAGGUCGGGGCAAAAGGCGCCUUUGAUUUCUGAUGAUGUUUAUGAGAUCAUCAUGAAGAAUGCUACUCGUGUUGAUAGUGAGAUCAUUUAUGAUAGAGACUUUGAUUAUGAUUACUUUGGCUUUAAAACUCUCGAGAGGUCCUAUCUUCUAAAAUUAUCUGGGAAAGUGGUGGAAAGGCCCCAGCAUAUGCUGAUGAGAGUUGCUAUAGGGAUUCAUAAAGAAGAUAUUGAUUCUGCCAUCAAAACUUAUCAUCUGAUGUCACUACGGUGGUUUACUCAUGCUUCUCCUACCUUGUUCAAUGCGGGCACUCCUAGGCCUCAGCUAAGCAGCUGCUUCCUCAUUUGCAUGAAAGAUGAUAGCAUUGAGGGAAUAUAUGAUACCUUAAAAGAGUGUGCUAUAAUAAGCAAAUCUGCUGGUGGAAUUGGCGUCUCCAUCCACAACAUUCGUGCCACUGGGAGUUACAUUCGUGGGACAAAUGGUGUUUCAAAUGGCAUAGUUCCAAUGCUACGGGUUUUUAAUGAUACUGCUCGCUAUGUUGAUCAAGGAGGAGGGAAAAGGAAAGGUGCAUUUGCGGUGUACUUGGAACCAUGGCAUGCUGACAUUUUUGAGUUCCUUGAUCUUAGAAAAAAUCAUGGGAAGGAAGAACACAGGGCACGAGAUCUGUUCUAUGCACUCUGGAUACCUGAUAUAUUUAUGGAACGGGUCCAGAGCAAUAAAGAAUGGUCACUUUUUUGCCCAAACGAAGCUCCUGGUUUGUCUGACUCUUGGGGUGAAGAGUUCAACAACUUGUACACAAAAUAUGAAAAAGAGGGCAAGGCCAGUAAGAUUGUUUCGGCACAAAGCCUAUGGUUUGAGAUUCUUAAAUCCCAGAUUGAGACUGGAACACCCUAUAUGUUAUAUAAGGAUGCUUGCAAUAGAAAAAGCAAUCAAAACAACCUUGGAACCAUAAAGUCUUCAAAUUUGUGUACUGAGAUAAUAGAGUUCACCAGUCCCGAUGAAACUGCUGUAUGCAAUUUGGCAUCAAUUGCUUUACCUCGAUAUGUGAUGGAAAAGAAUGUACCUAUAGAUUCACAUCCAUCAAAGCUGGUUGGAAGCAUUGGAGCGAAAAAUAGAUUUUUUGAUUUUGACAAGUUAGCUGAGGUGACUGAAAUAGUUACACAGAACCUCAACAAGAUAAUUGACAUUAACUAUUACCCAGUUGAAACAGCUAGGAGAUCUAACUUACGCCAUAGGCCAAUUGGCAUUGGCGUUCAAGGCUUGGCUGAUACUUUCAUCUUACUUGGCUUAGCUUUUGAUUCAGCGGAGGCCCAACAAUUGAACAAGGACAUUUUUGAGACCAUAUACUACCAUGCUUUGAACGCUUCUUCUCAACUUGCUUCCAAAGAAGGCCCAUAUGAAACAUAUCAAGGAAGUCCAAUUAGUAAGGGCAUUCUCCAACCGGACAUGUGGAAUGUAAUCCCUUCAUCCCGGUGGGAUUGGCCUGCUUUGAGAGAAAAAAUUGCUAGGAAUGGAGUAAGAAACUCCCUUCUUGUUGCUCCAAUGCCCACUGCUUCUACUAGUCAGAUUCUUGGAAACAAUGAGUGCUUUGAGCCAUACACAUCGAACAUCUAUAGUCGCCGGGUUUUAAGUGGAGAAUUUGUUGUAGUGAACAAGCAUCUUCUAAAUGAUUUAACUGAGAUGGGUCUCUGGUCUAGUACUCUUAAAAACAAGAUUAUUUAUGAAGAUGGUUCCAUCCUUAAGAUUCCAGAAGUUCCAGAGCACCUUAAGGCAAUUUACAAAACUGUGUGGGAGGUAAAGCAAAGAACCAUUGUUGACAUGGCUAUUGAUAGAGGAUGCUACAUUGAUCAGAGUCAGAGCUUAAAUAUUCAUAUGGAUCAGCCCAACUUUGGAAAACUGACUUCUCUACACUUCUAUGCCUGGUCUAAGGGUCUUAAGACAGGCAUGUAUUAUCUCCGUUCGCGCGCAGCAGCUGAUGCAAUCAAGUUCACAGUCGAUACAUCUCUUCUCGCAAAGAAUGAACAAGCAAUGGAAAAUGGCGUAGAAGUUGGCAUGGCACAACUUGCUUGUUCUUUAGAAAAUAGAGAUGCCUGCAUGGCUUGUGGAAGCUGAUAUCACUACUUUGCUUCGACUAUCUGUGCAUUCAGAAGUCCUCGCUGAUGUGACUUACUUCCUGUAAGUCCAAGCUGCAGCUCAUCUAGUCUCUUCCAUGGAGUCAUUGUUCAAUUGCUAAAACUUAAAUUAUGUUGUUCUUAAAGUAGUCCAUCUUUAAAAUGGCAUUUAAUUGUAUUUUACAUUAAGUAUGGCCUCUUUUGGCCCUUUAGCAAAUGCAUUUCUCCCUUGGAAGUUGAUAUUA
Messenger RNA from Dendrobium catenatum, 2961 nucleotides. Its product is annotated as ribonucleoside-diphosphate reductase large subunit. Lineage: Eukaryota; Viridiplantae; Streptophyta; Magnoliopsida; Asparagales; Orchidaceae. Gene Ontology annotation, cellular component: ribonucleoside-diphosphate reductase complex. The transcript has 17 exons. The coding region runs from base 288 to 2717 and encodes 809 amino acids. Gene Ontology annotation, molecular function: ribonucleoside-diphosphate reductase activity, thioredoxin disulfide as acceptor; ATP binding. The record is from RefSeq and is a predicted model, not a curated record. Gene Ontology annotation, biological process: deoxyribonucleotide biosynthetic process; DNA replication.